CAACAGAGUGACACCAGCACCUCACUCUCCAGUUCACCAAGGCCUCUGACACAGCCAUGGUGAUGUUGUCUCUCCUGGUGGUGGUGGCUGUGGUGUCUCCAGCCUUGGCCAUCCCCCUGCCUGAGGAGCCUCCCCGCUACCGGUGCCCCGAUGGCUAUGACCUGUUGGAAGAGACCUGCUUCCGUGUGAUUAACGAAUCCAGGACGUGGUUUGAAGGCCAGGACGCCUGUAAUGCAGAGGGAGCAACACUGGCCACCAUCUCAAGUGACUUACAGCAGAAUGCUCUCUCUGAAAUGCUCACUGACAGUGUCUGGAUUGGCUUCAAUGACCUGAAGGAAGACCACACCUAUGGCUGGGCUGACGGCAGUGAUAACAACUACACCAGGUGGGCUGAAGGUGAACCCAACAAUUCUGGAAACUUUCUCUGGAUAUUUGGGGAGCGGGAGGACUGUGUGGAGAUGCGUAAAAAUAAAGGCUACCUAUGGAAUGAUGAGCACUGUAACCAUACCAGAGGAUUCAUGUGCAGCAUUCCAGCAGAGCUUAUCACUACCACCACAACCACAACCACCACCACCACUACCCCUGCCCCUGAGUGUGAGGAAGACUGGACAAUGUUUGAGAUGUCCUGCUACCAAGUGAGUGAAGAUAAGGCAACCUGGGAGGAUGCCAAAAGCCAGUGUGAAAACAACGGUGCCUCCCUUGCCUCCAUCACCAGCGAAGAUGAGCAGAACUUUGUGGCGGGAAUGCUUGAGAAGAGUACUUGGAUUGGCCUCAAUGACCUGGAGGAGUCUGGAAACUACACCUGGGAUGACUGUACUGAAUUCAGCUACAGCAAUUGGGAAGAGAAUGAACCCAACAACUUCUAUUCCAUUGGUGGCUUACUAACUUCGAGUGAGGACUGUGUGGAGAUGAGGGAGGAGUAUGACUUUAAGUGGAAUGACAAGAGGUGCAGUGCAAGGAAUGCGUACAUCUGUGAGAAGCCACCCCAGUAAGGCUCUGAUCCCUGCCUGUCUUUGCUAUGCUGGAGUAACGCCCUCAACCUUCUUGGACCUUGCACCUCUCAGCCACCAGCAACUAUACUCCCAUCUUCUUCACUGCACCUUCAACAACUAAGAGGAUAUACUAUGCUAGAGUAACACCCAUGACCUCUUUGGCUCUUGCAUCUCUCAGCCAUCACUCCAUUGGUAACAAUACCUACAGCCUCUUCACUGCAACUUUAACAGAAUACACUAUGCUUCUCCCAGGCUUCACUGAUGAGACUUUUCAAACAUCACUGAGUUAGAUGCAUAAGUGUAAUCUCUGCAUCUUAUAGCUUCUAGUAGUACCUUGCAUGCAUUAAUGAUGGAAUAUUUCUUCUUCCUUUGAGAAAAUUCAAUGCAGGAAGUCAGGUGGCAAAAGUUUUCCUAAACAUUCAUGUGAUUUCAUUCUCUCUGGCAGUAAGCAUGACCUCAAGACAAAGUUGGUCAUCUAGAUAUAUAAAAUCCUUAGUCUGUGGCUUGAGAACUAUUGCCAGUGAUUAGGAUUUUGUUCUGCAAAUAAAAAGAUAAAGAAAAGUA
This is a messenger RNA of Scylla paramamosain (green mud crab), 1556 nucleotides long. RefSeq names its product macrophage mannose receptor 1-like. The transcript is spliced from 7 exons. Bases 57 to 992 code for a protein of 311 amino acids. The record is from RefSeq and is a predicted model, not a curated record. Gene Ontology annotation, molecular function: signaling receptor activity. NCBI's taxonomy places the organism in Eukaryota, Metazoa, Arthropoda, Malacostraca, Decapoda, Portunidae.